AUGCAGGCAGUGGAAAGCUUCAGUUUUGAGCGCUACAGAGAGACAGUGGACUGGCUGCUGAGUCACACUAAGCAACGGCCCAGGAUUGCCAUCAUCUGCGGCUCCGGACUAGGUCUCCUUGCUGACAGCUUGAAGAACCAGGAGUCUUUCCAAUACACCGACAUCCCCAACUUUCCACGCAGCACAGUGCCCGGCCAUGAAGGACGUCUCAUCUUCGGGGAGCUGCAAGGCCAGCCAUGCGUUUGCAUGAAGGGGCGCUUCCACAUGUAUGAGGGGUAUCCUCUUUGGAAGGUCACCUUCCCGAUCCGGGUGUUUAAACUCUUGGGUGUAGAGACGCUGGUGGUGACCAAUGCGGCUGGAGCCUUGGGGGAUUCGUACAAUGUCGGAGACCUCAUGGUUAUCCGGGACCACAUCAACUUGCUGGGCCUGGUUGGGGAAAACCCACUGAUGGGGCCCAAUGAAGACAGGUUUGGACCACGUUUCCCUGCUCUUUCCGACGCCUACGACAGGAAGAUCCGCGCACUUGCAAUGGAGACAGCCCGGCAGCUUGGAUACACCUCCUUUGUCAAAGAGGGCGUCUACUGCAUGGUUUCAGGUCCCAACUUUGAAUCCAUCGCAGAGGCCCGGUUGCUGCACUCGUUGGGAGUAGAUGCUGUGGGAAUGAGCACUGCUGCUGAGGUCGUCGUGGCCAGGCACUGUGGAUUACGGGUCUUUGGUAUGUCGCUGAUCACUAACAAAGUGACCAAGGAUUAUGAUACCCAAGAGCUCGUCGAUCAUCACGGAGUGCUGGAGGUGAGCCAGAGGCGAGCUUCCACCCUCCAGAAACUGCUCACAGAACUUGUGGGCAAGCUGGAGUCGAUCGACAACAGCAGUGGCAACUAG
Molecule: messenger RNA, 882 nt
Organism: Euleptes europaea (tarantolino)
Lineage: Eukaryota; Metazoa; Chordata; Lepidosauria; Squamata; Sphaerodactylidae
Product: purine nucleoside phosphorylase-like
Exons: 6
Coding region: 1-882 (293 amino acids)
Biological process (GO): nucleoside metabolic process
Cellular component (GO): cytoplasm
Molecular function (GO): purine-nucleoside phosphorylase activity
Source: RefSeq, a predicted model, not a curated record